AUGAAAAUUAAUCGCUUUUGCAACGAAUUUCCUCCAGCUUGGACGAUAUUUGCUCAGAAUGAUGAGCGGAAGAAUCCAGACAAUGUCGCAGGGAGUCAGGAACUCAAACAACUAUCACUUUCUAGCCUCUGUCUCUUGACUAUCGAAGGCCGCCUCAACAAGAAAUAUAUCCCGCUCACAUACGAAGUUUGCUCCAGCAAAAAUCUAGACUUUUCUCGCGGUUGUUUUGUGAUCCUCUGA
Cylicocyclus nassatus is the source of this 240-nucleotide messenger RNA. The record is from the annotation of a GenBank genome assembly. Lineage: Eukaryota; Metazoa; Nematoda; Chromadorea; Rhabditida; Strongylidae.